Trematosphaeria pertusa is the source of this 1638-nucleotide messenger RNA. Its product is annotated as NAD(P)-binding protein. The record is from RefSeq and is a predicted model, not a curated record. Lineage: Eukaryota; Fungi; Ascomycota; Dothideomycetes; Pleosporales; Trematosphaeriaceae. The coding region runs from base 252 to 1268 and encodes 338 amino acids. The transcript is spliced from 4 exons.
CCCGGAUCAACAAGACGACGGUAGCCCUGCGAAUGGACGUGGGCCGGAUUACCGACACGGGGGAAUAGCGCCGCACGCGGGACGACGAAGAUUGGAGCUGGGGUGAAUGACCCGGCCACGAGAGGAAUCCUGGCGCGAAAGGCGAUGAUGCCGAGGACGGAAGCAAUAUGCGUGGGGCUGGGGCUUUAAGUGGUAUCCGUAUGCUAGACGCGUGAACGGGCUGAGGUACCUUUGAGCCCGAGAGCGACGAGAUGACGGCGGCAUUGACGCAUCCCGAGUGGAAUCAAGAGACGGGCGGUCUCGAGGUCGCGAAGGCAUUCGCAGACCAGAUCCGCGGGAAGAACGUUCUCAUCACGGGCGUCUCCCCCGAGAGUAUCGGCUCCUCCACCGCCCUGAGCAUCGCCUCCCAAUCCCCGGCCCUCCUCAUCCUCGCAUCGCGCACGCAGUCCAAACUCGACACCGUCUGCAAAUCCAUCAAAGAUGCGUGCCCUACCGUUGCCGUCCACAGCGUCCUACUGGACCUCAUGUCGCAGGCAUCUGUCAAGAAAGCCGCCGCCGAAGUCGCGAAAUUGACCGAUCGCCUGAACAUAAUUAUCAACAACGCGGGCAUAAUGACACCAAAACGCCAGUUGACGGCUGAAGGCAUCGAAGCGCAGUUUGGAUCGAAUCACAUCGGGCAUUUCCUCCUGACGAACCUGCUCAUGCCGCAGCUGCUCACUGCUGCCAAAGCGAGCACUUCUGGCUCGACUCGCGUGGUCAACCUUACGAGCCUGGGACACCGUCUUAGCCCCAUUCGGUUCCACGACUACAACUUCGAAGGCAAGGAGAUACCGCCCGAGGAAGCGCAUAUGCCGUUGCCGCCCAUGUUCACGAAAGGAGCUGAGGGCGCCUAUAAUGGAUAUGUGGCCUAUGGGCAGGGCAAGAGCGCAAACAUCUUGUUCUCGGUUGAGUUGACGAGGUUAUUGAAGGGGAAGGGUGUUGUGAGCUAUGCGGUGCAUCCGGGAUCGAUAUGGACUGGUCUGAGCAGGGACCUCGACCCGGACGGUGAGGCGGCGAUACGGAAGACGAGUCCUUUCUGGAAGAAUCACGAUCAGGGCGCUGCGACUUCCUUGGUGGCGGCAUUUGAUCCUGCUCUGAACGAACCAAAGGGCAUUCUUCUGCACGACUGCCAAAUCUGCGAUGCCGCACCGCACGCCACCGAUCCGAAGAUUGCUGAGAGGCUAUGGACUCUGAGUGAGAAACUCGUCAAGCGCGACUUUAAGCUAUGAUCGUCCUCACCACGGCAGCGUCUACGUAGCAGCUCAAUAUCCAACGUAGUCUUCCUGGGUGGUACUGCGUCCUCUUUCGUCAUCGCAUCCUUUCCCUGGUCGAUUCCAUAUCUCACAUCCGAGCUACCCAGCUUCCCUUGCGUCUCAUUCCUUCUAAAUCUGUUCUCGGGCCCCUCGGCUCCCUCGCACCCUGCAGUUUCCUUCUCCCCUAUCUAUCAGCGUAGAACUUUGGAAGUGAUUUGCGCCUCAGGUCACACAACCGGAUUACCCCCACACCAGUACGAACGUUCCUAUUUGGAAAAUCAAGCUUUUUAGAUCACGCUUGGCUGGUGCUUGAUAUUGUGUUCAUCUAAGUCGUGAAGUUAUGCGG